This is a messenger RNA of Pipistrellus kuhlii (Kuhl's pipistrelle), 451 nucleotides long. RefSeq names its product keratin-associated protein 11-1. The transcript has a single exon. The record is from RefSeq and is a predicted model, not a curated record. Gene Ontology annotation, molecular function: structural molecule activity. Gene Ontology annotation, cellular component: keratin filament. NCBI's taxonomy places the organism in Eukaryota, Metazoa, Chordata, Mammalia, Chiroptera, Vespertilionidae. The coding region runs from base 6 to 389 and encodes 127 amino acids.
GCACCAUGUCCUACCUCUGCUCGCCCCGCUCCGGCUCGGCCCGGCCCCCGGCCGCCCCCGGCUCCUCCUCGCUCGACGUCGACUGCCUGAGCGGCAUCUGCCUGCCCAGCUCCUUCCAGACGGGCUCCUGGCUGCUGGACCACUGCGCCCGGGAGCCGGGCUGCGAGCCGCCCGCCUGCCCGCCGGCCUCCCGCGUGGCCAGCCCCGGGCGGGCCGCCUGCCCGCGCCAGCCCGCCUGCCUGGCCGCCCCCUGCUCCGCCGCCUGCAGCCGGCCACUCACCUUCGUGUCCAGCAGCGGCAAGCCGGCGGGCGGCUCCGCCGGGGGCCAGCCGGGCGCCCCCCGGGCCUACAAGCGGCCCUGCGUGUCCGGCUGCCGGAGGCCCUGCUGAGCCGCCGAGGAGCGAGCGAGCGAGACCGUGACCUGCCUGCCGCCCACCCUCCCGCUGCCUCG